GCCGACUCUGCUCGGCCACGUCCCUGACUUUCUUUAUUCUUAUCGGGUUUUUCCUUGUCAGUGCUCAGUAUGUUUAAUGUAUUACAUGCAUUCGCGAUAGAAAUUUACGCAAGUUUCCCUCAUUCUUGAAAGUUGUAAUGACGCUGAAAAGUUGUCGAUAUUGGUCUUAUUUUAAAAUUUAUUAUAGCAACCAGGUAAAGUGAUUUAGUUUUCCUGACAAUUUUGUCUUGUGAAGAUAUGAUGUGAGCCACAUUUAAUCAUCUUUGAGAAGUUAAACAUGCGGGAUUUCUUAAAGAGAACCAGCUUAAGGUGUAGUUCUGGAUCAUCUGCACCUAAUUUAAAGAAGCAGGGUGGUAAUUUGAUUUCAUCAGAGAUAGCCAAGGAAGAGAAUGGAGAUACCUCGUCAAAGAGCAACUCAUUUUUGAAAAUGAGACCUUUUCGUGGGAGUGUUAGGAAAAAAAUUGCGGAAUUAGAGGCUAAUUCAGCAGUUAAAGAAAUCCACAAUCAAAAAAGCCUAGCUUCCAAAGUCACAUCUAAAUCUGAAGAUGCAUCAUCAUCAGCAUCUUCGUCCCAGAAUACUUCACAGCAAUGUCUAGAUAUUAAAGAGAGUGCCGUCAUUGAGGAAACUGACGACCCUUCUUUAACCAGUGAAACCUCCAGAGAUAUUAAAGAUCUUUCUUGCUCUGUUCCUUUUCCUGAAAAGGUUCCCGAUAUGUCUACUGUUAAGAAAACCUCUGAUGAGGCGUCAGAUGUAGAAAGUGUGUAUGAAUCUCGUAAAUUAAUUUUGAGACGAAUGCUGCAGUAUGAAGUAGAGGCAGCUAAAUACUCACCAGUUGAUGGGUCAGAGGCAGAUUCUUGGUCUGAUUUAGAGCAAAACUUUGCCAAGAUUUAUGAACCUAUUCCUUAUAAAGUUCAGAUGGAAGAUUGGAAUCAGAUGACCAAAGACGAACUGUUGCAGAAUAUUAAUAGUCAACGGAUGAAGUCUCAGUGUAAGUAUAUGAGCAGAAAAGAGAUCUUAGAUGAAAUUUGCCAUCUGUGGGAACAUCCCAUACAUUUUUUGCAGAGACGAGAAAAAACUGACAAUGGGAGCAGCACUCAGCUUCAAGGUUCAUCCCGUCAACAUAAAGUGGUUGCAGAAGUACAUUCAACUAGUGCACAAUUCCAAAGUGACACAGAUAGUGAGUUUGGAGAGACAGAUUAUGUGACGAGAUCAGAGCUCUACAGAAAUAUUCAGAACUUACAGAGCUCACUUGCCCGACAUCAUAAGCAGAUUAUUGAAGAAGAUAGUCAUUCUUGGAAGUCGCUUCCUAGUCAGCCUGAUGAUCCAGUAUAUAUAUCCCGAUCUGAAAUCCUGUCAAAAGUAGAUCCUACAUAUGUUUCACAGUCAGAGGUAAAUAAGAUGAAAAAUGUUAAGAUGUCAUCAAAGCCUAACAGGGAUCCUGAGUAUGUUUCACGAACUGAGAUUCUUUCUCGCUUGAAGGAUAUGCGAGACAGUGAAGACGAACGUGGACUGUCUCCUACAAAUACAGUAGAAUCAAAUUGGGAUGUGUGUUCUUGUGUUUCUUGUGAGCAGUGUGGUACAAACAAUUCAGCCUCUGAUGCUGAGUGUCAGUGUGAUGCCAAACAGAGCCAAAGCAAGAAACAUAAAGAACCAAAAAAAUCUUGUAUAUCUUCAUCACCUGAAGAUGUUUCUCUUCUCUCCCAAGAUUCUUGGUCUAAUGGAGAGUUUGAGAAAAUUUACGAGCCUAUUAAUGGAUCUAAAGUAUCUUCUUAUCAGGAUCAACUAGUUAAUCGGGCUUUAGAACAGCAAGAAAAGCGAUUAAGAAAACUUGCAAAUGCUGAAGAAUUUCGGAAUUCUGGUCGAUAUCUUCCUGCUGAUAUAUGGAGUCUGAGUGAAAGUGAAGAUGUUUAUGAAUCUUUGGCCAGAGUAGCUCGGGCAUCGUUAAGACGUGGUAUGAAGUUUGAUGGUGCGAAUCGGAAACACCUUAACAAAGGUGACCUCGAGUUACAGCGUCGUGUCAGAGAAAUUUUAGGUGGUCAAAAGCAUAUAAACACAACUACUAGAAAUAAAGUCAUGCAGGCUAUAACUUAUCAUAUUGAGCAUCAUCUAGAUCUUGAUGAUAUUGAGGAUGAAGAAGAGAGAAACCAUGAGAUUAGGGAACGCUUGAAGGAAGCCCUUGCCCAAGACUGGGAAACUCUAAGUAACAUUAAUCUUGGUCAUAUCUAUGUUCCAAUGGAGGAAAGCACAAAAAACUCAAAGCUCGCUGCCAAAGAGAAUACAGAUUAUGACACCUUUGGGAGUAUAGAUUCAUUAAUAUUUGAGCCUAAAGUACCAGCUGAAAAUACAGAUGAAACGGAAGAGGCAGUUGAAUUUGAUGACAGUGUCAUAUCUAAUAGUUUACUAAAUAUUGUCAUGGAUCAUGAACAUGAGAGCAAAAAAUUGGCAGAAAGAGUAGUUAAACCACUUAAUACACAAAGGGAGGAUGCAUCAACUGAAGGGGGAAAAGUGGCUUUUGAAGAGGAUGAAAGUACUCCAGUUGCAUCACCAACUCCGUCGACGCCAACUGUUGGAAGCGAACACGAGCAUGUAUUGCAUAUAGUGGACAACAGUGAUUUGACACCCAAUUUUGAGACAAAUGACCUCCAAGUUGUUAGGAAAGAGAGAUAUUCCUUUAGUGAUGAGAAUCAACACUUGUUGAAAAAUACUGUUUGUACUGAUACAAGUGACUCUUCCCAUAACAAGACAAAUACAAAAGAUGAAGCUCCAAGACUUCCUUUAAAACAAAAGUUAUAUAAUGGACUUAUGGGUUUGGGGUUUUUAAAGUCUGGCUCUAAAGAAAAUAUUAGGGCCCUCUUGCAAAGUACAGCCAUAAAGAGAGGUAAUGAAAAUGCUUACCACAUAUCAGAUCCAGAUAAUUUGCAAACAAAAAUUCAGAAGAAGGUUAGCCAUGUGAAGAGGGGAAAUGACACCGUUGGUUAUGAAUCCUUCAAAAAGAAUUUCCAGAGACUCUCUGGGAAAAGGUUACCCAGUGACGAAGAUUCUACAUAUGACUAUCAUCCUGAUCAUACAGAAGCUUUGUAUCAUGGUGGUACCACCACUAGCCAUGAUACUGCAGAUUCUGAAACUGAUAGUGCUACUAGUUUAGAAAGUGUAAUAUUCAAGGGGAGUCCUUUGGAAAAGGACAGUGAUACAGAUGAGGAGGACAAGAAGAAGAAGAAGAACUCUUUUCGCCAUAAGUUUGUUGUAAAUCACGGGAAUGAAUCUGACACAAGUGAACUGAUUGAAAAUAAGUCACUGAGCUUCAGGACUCAGCCUUACCUAGACUCAGAUACAUCUUGGGAUUAUAUGGAAGCACGAGAUGAUGAAAAAGCUGCCUUGAAACAUUUUAGUGCUGCUUUGGAAUUGCAGUUUGAGAAAGGAUCAGCUACACCAGGACCCAGAGUGGUUGGUAACAUGAGAAGAAAACAUGUUUAUCAGAGUGUAGAAAAUAUAGAGAGAAGCCCAACUUCCAUGUCACUGAAUGACUGUGGCAAUGCUGAACAAUCUCCAACUCCUGAAAAUGCUGUGCCAAAUGUAGAGGACAUUGGUGACCAAAGUAACACACUGUGCAUACCUCUAGCUCAACAGUUGUCUCAAGCAGUGGGUGCAAAUUGUGUAUCUGAUGAUGAUGCUGAUGGAAGGUGCCUUUUUAGAGCAUACCAAAGACGUCAGUUCCGUCCACCUAGUGAUCCAGCUCGAGUAGAUGGUGGGGGCAGUACAAGCUCUGCAACUCAUGAGUAUGAAGAAGCUGAUAUCUAUGAAAUAUGUGAUGUUGGGAAUUCCCUCAGUAUUCAGCCUGGACAAGGCACUCCUCCUGUUGUUUUAUUGAAGCAUCAUGUGUACCAAAGCAUUGAAUCAUUAGCUUCCAGGUCGGGAUUUUCUACUACAAAUUCUGUUAAAACACCAGCAACAGAUGGUACUUUAGAUGGGGAAGAACUCCAUUUAUAUGGUUCUCGUCAUGGAGAACCCAUAUAUGGAGCAAGGAAUUCCCGUUUAUUUCAUUCUAUGAAUGGAGCUUAUGUUGAUCGGAAUGGGAAAAGUGACGGUGAGCCUGUAGUGAUUCGAAAAGGGAAAGUAGUAGAACUUACUGAAGAGAUGUUCAAAGGAACCUUAGAACGUAAUUCUUCUGAAAUAGAUGGAAAUUUAAACAUGAGCUUUCAUACAACGUUAUUUCCUCCUCCUCCAGAUCCAGAGACCUGCCUGUAUUUCAACAACACUGUGUCAUCCACCGAAUCUCGUGAGGUCCACACUUAUGAAAAUGACAGCGAAAUAUAUGGGACGCGGAAGGAAAUUCGAGAAGAGAUCUUGCAGGCUUCUAGGGAGAAAUUGCCAAGUGAUCAAGAUGAGGGGAAUGAAAUUGAGGAGCCUCCUCCAGUUCCUAGAAGCAUUAUUGACCAUGACAGUGUGAAAGAAGAUAAUGAGGUGAACACACAAGAGGCAGCAGAAAAAUUUAAAAAGGUGCAGAAAGUUGGGGUUUCAAUUUUGGGUAAUAAUAAUGAUAUGAUGAUUAAGGAAUUGAAGUUAAAAUUAAGAAGAAAAUUCAAUACAGGUGAUGAGAUUAAUGAGCCAUCUGAUGGUGAAUUUUGUUUGCCGAGAGCAUCAAAUGAUUGUGAGAGGAAAGCUCUCACCGCUACCAUGUCUAGUGCUUCAACAAGUACAGUGGCACUGAGGAGAGAGCAGUUAGCACCACAGAUGAGUAAAAUAUUUGGUUCUUUUCAUGACAGGAGGAAACAGUUAAUAGACUCAAAUUGUGAUAGCAAACAAAUCUCGACCAAAGCAAAAGAAGAACCAUUGGAAAUAACACAACCAAAGCCUGAUGUCAAGAGAGAAAUGAAAGAUGGAAAAGACAAGCCAAAUGAAAUGGAGAACAACAACAAAGCGAGAGAAGUUAUUCAUAUAGAAACAGAAGAUGGUGGUAUUGAGCAGGUGUAUGUUCCAACCCCGGAUUAUACCCCAGCCUCUACAUUACCCAGGGGUAGUCUGAAAGGUGAUGGUGAGAGGGAAGAGGAGCAGGAGCAGGAGGAGACAGGAGCAGAGUUAGAAAAUGUUGAUUUUGAGAGUUUCAAGUUUGACCUGGCAGACUUGGCGAAAUUUGUCCAUAUUCACAUGAGUAAAAACCGAGAUGUGUAUUCUGAGACAGGGAACAUGCCACACCAGUCAGAUCCUCAUGUAGCGAGAGCAUUGUAUGGGUCCCAAGGAUCAUUGAAGGAUCCCAGUAAUGGUGAGCUAGUGGCAUCUAAGAGGUCAGUGCGAUUUAAUAUGAACCAGAAUUUGACUGAUUUGGCAACCACUUGGUCUGAUUUGGAAAGCAUCAUAUUUGCCGAAGAUAGAUCUUUUGGCUCAUUGUUAGAAGAAGGGCCCCGUUCCCCAAAGGUCAAGGGUAUAGAUGGAGGGAGUGCUGGUAGCCUCUUGGGCAGUGGAAAGAUGCCUUCUUCUCGUAUGGAAUCCUACAAAGAUGACAAUUUAUUAUGGGAGCAGCUGAGUAAGAUGCGACGCAGCAGAGUCCCUGAAGAUCGAGAGAGGUGGGAACUCGAGAAGACCAAGAGGAUGCUGCUCUGGAUUCAUCUUUCUAACAACGAAGCCUACACCGAGAUAUGCUACAGAAGUCAGUGGUGGAAGGCAAAGCAAAAGGCGUCAGUGUCUUGGAUUGUGCAGAAAGCCCACAAAAACAAAGUGCCAUCCGAUCUGCAAGAUCCUUACUACCGCGAUUAUGAGGGCGCCGAACAUCUCAAACCUAAUAUUGUCCACAGAUUGGCCAAUGCUGACCUUUAUUGCUCAGCAUUGGCCAACAUCUAUGGUGACCCAAAUUUUCAUAAUUUGAGUCAUUGGAACAUCAUUCAAGCCUUGGCAAGAAAAGGUGUGUAUGUGGCCGAACCAACUGACGUUGCUCUCACAGAAACUGUACUCAUCCAAGUCUCGCCUAUCAAAAUGUCUGCACACUUAGCUGUGAUAGAAGCCAUGAUGGCAUUAUAUAUUCGGGAAGUGGUUGUAGCAGAGAGAGCUGUCGUAGUGUUACAGAGAGUAAGUGGUUCUAGCAAAGAACCAGAACGCACACCCCAAGAUCAGGAGGAAGCGUUGGUGCUGUGGAUCAAUCACAUAACUCAAGCCUUACAAGAACGAAUACACCAACAUGUGCAGUCUCAGGAACAGGAAUUGCCGGUAUUUCCUCGAAUUCAAGACCUCAGCGAUCUGAGUGAUGGCAUAGGUUUGGCUGCCCUCAUAGCAUUUUAUUGUCCACAAGAGCUUCAGUGGGGAGACAUUGCUGUUGCAGAUCCUCCUUCCAUUGCCGAUUCUAUUUAUAACAUAGGCCUUGUCAUUAAAUUUUGCCAAGAUAGCCUACCUUAUAACCCUUGCCUGCUAACCAAAGAAGAUAUUGUAUAUAUGCACAGUUCCAUAAAGCAGAAUGUGCUGGCUUUUGUAGCAGAGCUGUUCUUCCUGUUGGAGCUGGAACCAGUGUCUUGCGUAUCAUUACCAGGUACUAAGAGGACCUCCUCCAAGUUCAUCCAGCUCACAUCACCAGGUGGUGGUGGUGGGUGCAGCGGUUGGAGUGGGUAUCAGCGGAGUAUGAAGGUCAUCCCUGACCUUCGAGCGAGCCUUUCGCCCUCCUCUGCCCACUCCACCGCCUCCUCCUCUUACUCCUCUGCCCGGUCUUCCACACAUUCACAUCAUCGGUCUCCUUAUUCCACGCUGAGAGGUCGGGGUGGAGUCAAAUCCCCUUCAUCCGGGGGGAGUGGAUCAGGAUCCGGCUCAGGGACCGGGGUGAGGCGACAGCAUUCCCUGACGGAACGAGAUCAUCCACGAAGUGAUCGUGUCUCCGUCCAUGAUGGAGACCAAGAGGGGGCAUGCGGGGGUUUCAACUGGGGAUCUAUAUACCCCCAGUGGUGGUGGUCUUGCAAUCAUGAAGUGACUGAUAGAGAGUGCAUUUACUGCUGGCGACAGUAUCAGUCACAAACCUUCGGUGAUCAGUAUUCGUACUAUCUAGCCUCGGCCCAAACUUGCCAGCCCUCCAAAACAGACGUGGUCCCUGCUGGGCUUCAUGGAGGCCUUGGGGGGGGAGGAGGAGGAUAUCCGCAGCAGGGUCUAAGCUACAACAUCCCUGUUAGAGAUGACUCCUACCAACACUCCUCCUUCAGUCAUGGCCUAUCACAUGAACGUGUAAGGGCUCGGGCCAGUCACCCAGCCCACGCCCAGGCUUAUGCCAUGAAACCAGCUGGUGCCCCAAGUGUCCGACGUUCGCAGUCUAUGAACUUGAAUGACAUGAGUGAUAUUAGGUCAAGAAUAGAUCAGCGUUCUGAAAAUGCCCCAUCGUCAUAUAAUAGUGAUUAUGGUGGUCGAGAUAGCUCUGUGAGUGAUGGCCAAGGAGAAGAAUUUGUUGUACAGCGUUCACGGGGAGUAUCUACGCUUAGUGAUAUGAUGCGCACACAGUCACCUAGACCUCAAGAUCUAGAGUCGCAUUAUUCUUCAAGGACAGCAACCAAAGAGAGGUUCAACAUGGAUAGCAAAGAGGAGGAAAUGGGAGAGCGAAGUAGAGGAUUAGGCCGACGAGGAAGUUUUACAAAUUCUCAUCCGGACUUACCGGCUGCUGGAAUGCCAUCACGUUAUGAAGAAAGACCUCAUGGUCGUUCCAGGUCUCGUAGGAACUCAAUUAGUGCUGAAGACUCACAGUUAACUAUAGAAAAUUUUGGUGGAAGCCAAGACAAUUUAAAUUAUAUUUCCAGAAAUCCCGAUAAGGAGCCAUUCACUCACUCAGGCAGAAGGGACAGUUCCGUGUGGGAGGGUUCACAACAAUCUCGGGAGGGUAGUACCAGACCUGAAUCUCGAAGUAGUCGAGAACGUAGUGUUGAAAGACGUUUAGAUGUGCAUCGAAGAAGUAUAGAAGAUUUAGAUAACCGAUUAGUAGAUAAAUUAGAAAGAGAAGCCUUAGAAAGAGAAAAAAGAGAUUCCUCGCAGUACACUAGUAAAGAAAGAUUAGUAGUGCAACACCCUAGAAAAAGUUUUGUAGAAACAAUGGAUUCUGGCAGUGAAAGUGAUAUUUCAUUUGAUAGAGAAAAACAAAUGACAAAGGCAACCAGUUUUGCAGAGUUGUCGAAGCUGAAGGAAACUUUACCAACUGGUAUCAAUAUUAUAUAUAUGCAAAGUGACAGAGAAGAGACUGCAAAGAAAAGUAACAAAGGAUCCGAAAAGAAAACAACAUUUGCCGCCCUCCCAAAUCAAACUACAUGGAAACAGCAGAGUGCACAAACUCAUUCUGAUGAUAACAAAUCUGUUGGCGAUGAUAUGGAGCCACAAAUUAUGGCAUCUGAGUUACAUAAUGUUCGAUUGAAGCUUGAGGAAAAGCGAAGGAGAAUAGAAAGUGAAAAGAGGAAAAUGGAACAAGCAAUGAAUAAGCAACGACAAAAACUGGGGAAGGAGGCAUUUAUGCAAGCAGUUGUUAGAGGGGGAAAAGGGUCUUCCACUGGGUCUUCGACCCCUACCACGUCUGAGCCUGAUAAUUUGGAUGUGAUGGUAGAUUCAGUGGAACAGUCUCUGCCAAAGCAUCCAACAUCUAUUACCACCAGUACACGGCCUAACACUGAUUUGUCUCUACAGGACAUAGGUUCAGAUGUCAACAAAGUGUCCAGACGUUGGCUUGAAGAAGAAGGGCAGACAGAUGAAUUACGCACACCUGAUCUUGAAACAAUGGAUUAUGAUGAAUACCACAAAUCACUAACACAUGGGGAGAGUGAUUUGGAAGGGUCUCGGCGCUCUUCCAUCGAGUACUCACCUGCAGUACAGUUACGGCGGCAAGCCUCUUUGUCCCGAGACCCUCGGGAACGAGGCUUGCGAGAUCCAUGGGUGGACCUGCGACGGAUGAGCCUUUACUUGGAGCCUGGCAACUGGCGGGUUCCGUAUGAUCCCUCAGCAUUACCACCAACACCCCCGCGCCGGGUUUCCAUGGGCCUAGAUUCUUACCCACCACAUUACAGAAUGACAGAUUCCCUCACGGAGAUUCAGGGUGACAUCCAGCGACUAUCACAUCAACAGCAACAGAUUCAGAGCUUGAUGCAAAAUGGCAUUGCUCCUCAGUCCAACCCAGCUAUGCAACAACCACCUCAUGGUCAAUUCUACCUCCAUGACCAGGGGAGUCCUGUACGCCGCAUGUGGGGUCAGCAAUCUAGUAGUGAUGGAUAUUCAUCUAUGUCUCCUGCUACUAGAAGAGCGCAGUGGGGACCAGUUAGGCCCAUGAUGCCCCAAGGUGAUUAUAUGAUGGGUGGCCAACAUCCUGGUUAUUACCAAGGAUAUCCAAUGAACCAUCCUGCCCAGAUGGCAGCUUUAAAUCAAGCUGCUUCUCAACAACAAAUGCCGGGCACUGGCUUUAUGCUACAUGGCCAAACUCAGUCCUUGCCACCCCAGGCUAUGUACCAGAAUGGGCAAGGUUAUUAUAGUCCAGAACAUCAAAUGAGAGGGUAUCCUCCUAGCGCACAACCCUUUGCUCCUGGUGAUCAACAGCGACAGAUGGGUCAAACUCCACCAUUUAGAUUGCAUGGGGAUGGUUCUGGUGGAGGUGACAGUUCUGGCGGAGGUGGUAGUAGAGGACCUGGUAGUCUUAGGUCUAGUGCUACUUCAUCACCAAGCAGACAGCCUCCACAAAGACAGCAAAAGUCUCCAAGCCCUACAAGAACUGUUUCACAUGCACCAGUAGCUGCUCCGCCUCCAGAUGAUAUGGAGCCUCAAAAUGUGUCAUUUAUUGAAUCUGAAGAUCAGUCCAGACAACACAGUAAAAGUGAUCCAAGUGAGAAAUUGAAAAGAUUAUCCAUAUCAUCAGGAAGUAAAACCUAUCGGAUAACACACGAACCAGGUUCACCUACUCGACCAAGUAUAGGUGUAAAAACAUUCAGAGUUCCAACUAAAAAAGGCAUGCCAGUUUAUGAUGAUGUAGAUCUCCCACAGCCUUCUCCUCCCCAUCGUUCCUUGACUCCACCAUAUCGACCAGAAGAUGAUGAUGACUUAGAAGUUAAGGCUGAACCCCUUCAAGAUGGUCCAAAGGGAGAUCAAGGCUUUUACAUAUCAUUUGAAACGAAUGGGGCCCCUAAAAAACCCAAGCCUCAGCUUAGGGCUAAAAAGAUGUCAAGGAGAAGCUCAAAUCCUCCAACUCCAGCAACCACCCCAAGCAGAGAAGAGCCUCCUGUUAUACCUAACCGACCCAGUCGGACCUCCAACGGUUCUUAUACACCACAUCGUGGUAGCAUGAGCCAAACAAACAGUCCCAGCAUGGCCCAAUCACCACCUCAUAGUACUACCACUACUACUACUGCUACUGCUCCCAGUAAUUGUCAGACCAAUGGGCUUAGUAUUAAUUCCUCUUCUGCCUUUGGUUUGGGAGAAGAGGACGAUGAAGAGCAUGAUUCUCAUUCUGAAAUUCCACAGGAGGAUGAAAUAAACAUUAUUAAUAAGAGUAAACGUAAAUCAUCUGCAACGGCUUUAAUUAUUGGUGAUGACCCAGUCAGCAAUGAAAAUUCUAGUGCAUCAGAGAUGGAGAAGAAGAAGGAACGUCUCAUGAUGAUGUCUAUGAAGCGUAAAGAAGAACAGGAAGCUGCAAGAAGAAAAAAGGAGAUGGAGGCCCUAGCCAAACGGGAAGCAGAAAAAGAGAGAGAAGACGAGAAACUUCGAAAGAAAGAAGAAGAAAGAGCUAGGCGAGAAUUGAUCUUAGAAAGAUAUAAAAUCAAGAAAGCAAUGGAGGAGGCAGAAAAAGAGGGAAGAGUUUAUGAACCACCACCUGGAUUCCAGUUAGAUAGCCCAGGCUCAUCUCAAGGGAAGCCUUCUGUACGACUUAGAAACAAAGCUCCAGGCAGUAGCAGUAGGCCAAGACCCAAAACUAUGGCUGGUGCUCCUUCAAUGUCUGAUGCAGGGGAUGGCCCACUUAUGUCAAGUAGUGGGAAGAAAGGCAGCUCGCAAAACCUUGCUGACAUUGGGAGAAGAUAUGAGAGCUCCAGUUCAAACAGCAUGAGGAAGAGCAGUGGCCGUUGGGGGUCGUCACAUUCGUUGUCCCGUGCCAGUGGCUCUCGUGGAUCAAACACCAGUUUGUCAGGAGACUAUCCCAGCACAUCCCGUACCUUGGAGCGAGGUCACACUGGCAGACGUCCCACUUCUGUUAUUGGUUAUUCCUCAAUCGCCAGAGGGGAGCCAAGGAAAAGCUCACUGUAUGGGUCCCAGGGUGAUGGCCUCAAUUAUGGCGAUGAUUAUCGUGUGCAUGAGGCGCGACGGCCAAGCUUGGCCUUGGAUGGUGUAGGCUCUAGGUUGAGACGAGGCUCAACCUCAAGCAGCUAUGGUGGCUCCGGCACUGGAUAUGGAUACAAAAAAUACCGUUCCACAGGCAAUUUGAGUGGACUACGUACAAGAAGCCAGAGUGAGCAUGAUAGUUUGGUAUACCACAUGAGUGAGGACAGUGGUCUAGGUCGAGCUACUCCUCCACGCCGUGCCCCUUCACCAGGUAUGGCCAGACACCUACCUUCUCCUUCUGGUCCUGGAUCCCUACCUCCUGGUCUUUUUUCAAAAAGACGGCCUGGUGGCUUUGAUGAUGCAGCCAGUGAUAUCUCCUCCACUGCAAGUUCCACCAUGGACUAUUUUGGUCCAAGGUUAUUCAAACAACCAACAGCUAAGUCGAAUAGAACUAUCAUACUGAAUGCAGUUGAGUAUUGUGUCUUCCCUGGUGUUGUCAAUCAAACUGCAAAACAUCGAGUUCUUGAAGAAAUUGCUCGUUCAGAGUCAAAACAUUUCUUGGUGUUGUUCAGAGAUGCUGGUUGCCAAUUCCGAGCCAUAUAUUCUUUCAAUCCUGACACAGAAGAGGUGUAUAAACUGUAUGGUACUGGUCCUAAGCAAGUUAAUGACCGCAUGUUUGACAAAUUUUUCAAAUACAACUCUGGUGGGAAGUGUUUCUCUCAAAUUCACACAAAACAUUUAACAGUAACAAUUGAUGCAUUUACCAUCCAUAAUUCCCUGUGGCAGGGCAAGCGGGUGAACCUCCCUUCGAAAAAGGACAUGACACUUGUAAUAUAAAUAAUUGGCUGUCUUUAAAAUAAACCUAUAUUUUGGUACUACUGUGCUGUGAAAAUUACUUAUGUGGCUGUACUGCUCUUUUGGAACUUUUAAUAAACUAAUAGUUGUUUUUAUACAAGUGGGAAAUGCAAUAUGUAAAUGUGGUUUAGAGUAACGUAGUGCUGGGUUCUAAUUUGUGGAUGUAAGGUUUUUUGAGCAUAUGUAUCUCAUUAGUUUCCAUAAGAUGAGUGUACAUGUUUUUUUACGGUUGUGUGAUCAGAUCAGCAAGCCUUGUUUUCCUCAGCCAUUUGCUCACACAGUCAAGACCCCUCCUCAGUAAAAACUAGAUGAUUAUUAUAAUAAAAGCCUUAAAGCAUUCAAAGGGUUUUGGUUGUGGUUUUGUUGGUCAGUAUAAGAAAGUAUUCAGGUUGCUCACAGUGCUUACACUUGUAAGGUAGGAAGGAUGUUUAUUUAUGGAUCAUUGAUUGUAUUACUAUAACAGUGUGAACAGAGGUAUAUCAGCCUUUUUUCAUUUGUUUGAAUGUAAUAGUGCAUAAAGUUUGAAAAAUAGUGAGGUUAUGAAUGAUGAUCAGGGAAAUUAUUGGUGUUGCCUAGUGUGGAAGUUAGAGCUUUCAAAGAUGAUCAAGUCGUGUUGAUUUCAGGUAUCCUGCCAUUAGCAGCCUUUACAAAAAGCUUCUCACAUUUGGAAAGUGCCCUAUUUCAAGCCAAAUAUAGUUAUCAAAAAUAUUCCUAGAAUUCCUAGGUUAGUAGAUGUUAGGAUCUCUUCUUACUUGUGGUUGAAUUAUGCCAAUGCCUCAAAAGGGGUGCCAUAUUGCCAGACACUUAAGGUAAAUGUGAUGAUAUUCAACUAUAUAUUUAAACAAGGGGAUUUGCGACAAAUAUAACAAUGAAAUAAGCUGGGCACAUUUUUUUGCAGUGUUAACUAAUGAAUUCCAUUAACAUUCGCUUCUUGUACUAAAUCUGUGAUUCUUGUGAUCGUUAGGUAAGAUUUGCAUCAGAAUCCUUUAUGUAUCAUCAUGGAAGCUGAGAAUAUUAGAUAUUCUGGAAGAAAGUUGUGGCCAGAAAUCAUGGUGUAACUUUGCCACUCAAGUAAUCCUGACGAUGCAAGUAAUUCCACUUAAACUGUAUAUGAAAAUAGUGAUGAAAUAUAUUCUGUAUAUAUUAGAAGAAUAGGGAACUUAAGAAGUACUAUGAAAGCAUUCCCAUUUUUUUUCUAAAUACUCACAGACACUCAUGUGAACAAAAAAUGUAAUGAAGUUUCCAUAGCUUUUAUACUGUAUUAAGGAAUGUUUGUGUGUCACUUGUUCCAUAAUCUUAAAUAUGUGUAUUGCUUUACAUGACAUUUUUCCUUCAUUUUUAUCAUCUCAUAUGUUAAUACUUCGUUUCAUUGUAAAUCCAUCUUAUUUGUCUCCAGUUAAAUCAUUGUUUAGAUAACAUGUAGUAAACUCAGUGGCUACUAUUACUCUACUGGAGAGGGUGCUCAUACAUUCAGUUAUUUGUUAACUAAUGUUGUAUAUGGUAUAUAUAAAUUAAUGCUAAAUGAAUUCUUAAUGCAGGAGGCAUCUUUACAAUGCUUUCAUGACACCUUUGUACUUCUCAAAUAAUGUGAUAAUAUUGAAACAGACAUGUAUAGGCCACCUCAGUGUAAUGGGGAUGGUAAAAUAGUAUAGGUUUUAAGAAGACACAUUCAGUGUAAAAUAUUUUUUGAAUGUUAAUGUAUUUAUUUAUUAUAUGGAGCUAGCACUCCUGUAGUAAAUAUUUACAGAUAUAUUAUGCAAACUGACAUUCAGAAACUUAAGUUCUAUGAAGUGUGUUAUGAGGGUCUUAUUAUUGUAUGAUAUCUCUCCUGUAUAUAAAUAUUCAGGGAUUCCUCCUGCUCUACCUUCAGAGAGACCUGUCUUACAAAGUAACCAAGUCAGAUGUACAUAUAAUUAAGUAUUGUAUUAAACAACUGUAAAUUACUUUUACAAUUGGAAUUAGCUCUUGGUAUGGACUUGAGUUUUCAACUUUAUUUUAGCUUUCACUAUAUUUGAAGUUUUUAAUUUUUUUAAAUACUGUGCUGAACAUUCAAUUUAUUAAAAGCACUGUAAAAUAGUCAAAGCUAUCUGACAUUGUGAUGUAUCAAGUAGAUCUUUCUGAAUGUUGAAGCAGGUAAAACAUCCCUCGCCGACUCCACUUGCAUUGGUAUCUUGUGACCAUAUGUACAUAAUUGUUUUAUAUUUAUUCUCAACAUCUCAAAUUGGGGUGGGCUUAUAGAAAAUUCCCAUGUCUGCUUGUUAUUAAUGAUAAUAAAUUCAGUCUUUUUCAUAAA
Macrobrachium nipponense is the source of this 14387-nucleotide messenger RNA. RefSeq lists its product as uncharacterized. Gene Ontology annotation, molecular function: spectrin binding; calmodulin binding; microtubule minus-end binding. Bases 278 to 12076 code for a protein of 3932 amino acids. Gene Ontology annotation, cellular component: microtubule minus-end. The record is from RefSeq and is a predicted model, not a curated record. The transcript is spliced from 28 exons. Gene Ontology annotation, biological process: cytoplasmic microtubule organization; neuron projection development; negative regulation of microtubule depolymerization. NCBI's taxonomy places the organism in Eukaryota, Metazoa, Arthropoda, Malacostraca, Decapoda, Palaemonidae.